UAAACGUGUCGCUCCAUUCUGCUUGCUUGGCCUUCGUUGAUGGGCUUAUCGUGGGUGCUGGACCAGUAGAGCUGAUGUUCACUAAUCAUGCACUCGCGACUGGUCACUGCUGGGAUUCUUGUUAAAAUUGUGUGUCUUCUUUACUACGGUACUUGUGCCAACUUUAUCUCAGACCGCCGAAAGUAUCAACAGGACAACGGCCGCACGCGGGCCCGGUCACGGUAUUCAACGAUUGAAGUUCCUCAGGUCGAUUCCACCAUGGCUCUGUACCACAUUGUUACGACACACCAGCCUACUACUACCACAACGUCUGCUCAAGGCUGUCAAAUGCACAUGUGUGUAAGCCAAACCACUAGAGCGCGCAGUACUUGUCGUCGCAGCCGGCUGCCCGUUGUUAAUGUCGAUCUAAAUCAAGGAGUUCUAUAGCCCCGAUCACGAUGGUACAUUCGCAGUACGAGUUUUACGUUAAAUUCUCAUACUAACCUCAUGCUGGAUGCACUCCUGACACAACUACCCCAACAGCUCGAUAUCCCUUUGAGAUCCUGUUUAAUCAAGAAGUUGCCAAGUCAAUCUUUGUCGAAUUCAUGGACACGGUCUAGAUCUCAUAGUCGGCCGUCCCAUGAUGCCUGCUUCUAUCGAGCUGUCCAAUCAUUCGAGGCAACUUUGAACUUGCAGAUACCCCCAAUCAGAUGGUGC
Molecule: messenger RNA, 696 nt
Organism: Suillus discolor
Lineage: Eukaryota; Fungi; Basidiomycota; Agaricomycetes; Boletales; Suillaceae
Exons: 3
Coding region: 88-426 (112 amino acids)
Source: RefSeq, a predicted model, not a curated record